CACAAACCUAAAUAUUCCUCAACAAUGGUGGAGACGUCGGAGCAAGUUCGCCCACUCGCCCCCGCCUACGACCGCCACACCAGCAGCGACGACGAAUCCGCGACCGUCACCGGAAUCCGCCGCAGGCGGUGCCUGAAAUGCUGCGGCUGCGCCGCCGCGGUCAUCCUCAUCCAAGCCGUAGUCGUCGUCAUCCUAAUCUUCACAGUGUUCAAAGUCAAAGAGCCAGUCAUCCGCAUGAACAAGGUCACCGUACUCAACCUCGACUUGGUCAACGGCACCACGACAACACCACGGCCAGGGUCAAACAUGACCCUAAACGCCGACGUUUCGGUGAAGAACCCGAACCACGCGUCGUUCAGGUACAUGAACACCACGACCACGCUGUACUACCGCGGGGCAGUGAUUGGCGAGGCGCGUGGGCCGCCGGGGAGCGCGAGGGCGCGUCGGACGAUGAGGAUGAACGUGACUGUGGAAGUGAUAACGGAUCGGGUUCUGUCGAACCCGGAUUUGGGUACGGAUAUAAAUACGGGUCUGCUGACGAUGAGUACUUAUACGGUGGUCGGUGGGAGGGUUAAGAUGCUGAUGAUCAAAAAACAUCUGACGGUCAGGAUGAAUUGUAGCAUGACGAUUAAUAUUACCAGCCAGGCGAUUCAGGAACAGAAGUGUAAGCGAAAGGUCAAGCUUUAAUAUAAUUUUGAAUUUUUUUAAUAUAGAAUAUUAGAAAAUAAUUAAUUUAUGUAAUUUUUGGUGUAUACAUAUUAUUUAUAUUCGGCUUGUUGUGUUUUGGAUUUUUAAUUUGUUUUUUUUUUGGUUUGCGUGGUUGUGAUUACUGAUU
Molecule: messenger RNA, 835 nt
Organism: Erythranthe guttata (spotted monkey flower)
Lineage: Eukaryota; Viridiplantae; Streptophyta; Magnoliopsida; Lamiales; Phrymaceae
Product: Late embryogenesis abundant (LEA) hydroxyproline-rich glycoprotein family
Source: RefSeq, a predicted model, not a curated record